Messenger RNA from Zeugodacus cucurbitae (melon fly), 7547 nucleotides. It is a transcript of the gene ci, whose product is annotated as transcriptional activator cubitus interruptus. Gene Ontology annotation, molecular function: DNA-binding transcription factor activity, RNA polymerase II-specific; RNA polymerase II cis-regulatory region sequence-specific DNA binding. Gene Ontology annotation, biological process: regulation of transcription by RNA polymerase II. Gene Ontology annotation, cellular component: nucleus. Bases 1020 to 5975 code for a protein of 1651 amino acids. Lineage: Eukaryota; Metazoa; Arthropoda; Insecta; Diptera; Tephritidae. The transcript has 6 exons. The record is from RefSeq and is a predicted model, not a curated record.
GUCUUUCAUACAUUAACACUGAUGUUCUUGUUGUUGGUUUUUCGCCGUACGCUGUGUAGUAUUGCUACCGCUGUUAUUUCGAACGUGUGUUCAUGCUUGAAAUCGUCUCUGCUCUAGCUAAAGUAAGCAAAUAUUGCAGAUACAAGUUGUUUGCGCUUGCAUCCAUGCCCGACUUCCUGAUAUUCAGUACGAUUAUAACACAAGUAAAAGGUGCACGCACGCGCUUAGAUUAUCCACUUUUGUCACAUACAACAACCAUACAUAUAUAUAUAUAUAUAUAUACAUAUGUAGGCAUAUUCAAAUACCUAUACGUACGCAACGCUUUCAUAUUUAUUAUGUAGCACUUUAUUUAAAUUGAAAACGCUUCAUACACACAUAUCAAAAUCUGCUAGUAAAUAUUGUGAUAUAUUAAUAUGCUCGUACUAUAUAGAGAUCUACAAUAUAUGCAAAUAAAACAACGGAAAACAAAGCAAAAUACAUAUAAUUUUUUAGUACACUAAAAUACUUACUUAAUUAUAUGGAAAGAAAGUUAGAAUAUAUACAAGUCAAAUACAAAACAUAAGUGUAAAGCAACGAAUAAACCGCAAUUCAAAAAGUGUUUAACCGCCGGCAAAGCGCGUUCGCUCAUAGACGCGUACGUACGCACUUACAUCACACAUAAAAGUGCUCACAAGUGUUAUUUCAUUCAUAAUAAUUUAUUUUAAUUAAUUAAAUAACUAAAAUGUAGUUGUGUGUAUAAAAGUAUGUGAUUUCUUGUGAACGAAAUACGAAAUAAUGUUCUGAUAUUUCUGCGAAACUAACGGAAUUGAAAGUGCCUUUUAAAUAAUUGAAUUUCUACAGACAUAGUGUGUGUGUAAAAAUUUGCCAACUUGAUAUUGCUGAAAACAACAUUUUAUAAUCCACGUAUAAGCAUUUAUCACGAUAUACAACGAAAACAUUCCUUCACAUAGCAGCCAGCAUAUUCAUUUACAAAACAUAUUUCCAAAAAACAAUUAGUCGCAUGACUGCAAUAAAAAGGGAUGGAUGCCUACACAUUACCAACUUACUUCCCAUUGGCCACCUAUUCAGAUCUACAAUUUCUCGCUUCGCGACGAGUAGCUGCAGUAGCUGCUGCAGCAACUGUGCUGCCCCCUCCACCGCCACUACCCACUACGAACUCAGUUAAUUCCAAAAACAUAAAUUGCACUAGCGGCUGCAAUGGCCAAAAUAGUGGCGGGAAUGAGUGCAAUGCUGGAGAGAGCAGUAACGUGCAAUUGUCUCUGGACGUCACGAGCAUGGCUGCUAGCGCACACCAUCACUCUCUCCCACAUCAUAACAAUCACGGUGCUGGGCCACCUCCUACAGCUCAACCGCACGAUUUUCAUCCAGCCUAUAGAAUUCCCAGCUAUAUGGAACAUUUGUACUCACUCCAACGUACCAGUCCUACAGCAUCCUUCCAUGAUCCAUACACAGGCUGUCCUUCAACAUUUCAUUUAACAGGGCUAACCCUGAACUCUGGUGAUUAUUUAGGUGCUCGUGCUGUUAGUUCCCUGGGUGAGUUACAUCCAGCAACGGCGGCAGCGGCAGCAGCAGCUGCCAAUUCCUUAACAAGUACGGACUUUCAUUUUAGCGUUGAUGGAUCCCGACUGAAUAGUUCACGAGCGGGAAGUAUACGUGCCAGCAUUAGUCGGAAGCGUGCACUUUCCUCCUCGCCAUAUUCGGAUUCCUUUGACAUAAAUUCAAUGAUACGAUUCUCGCCAAACUCAUUGGCCACAAUUAUGAACGGUUCGCGCUCCAGCAGUACAGCUAGUGGAUCCUAUGGUCACUUAUCAGCGGGCACCAUUAGCCCCGUUCCUCAUUUGCAACAGCUACAGGCCCAUUUACUACGCGCUAGUGCUGGUCUAUUGCAUCCUAUGCCAUCACAUCAAGCCGCAGCUGCCAGCAUGUUUGCUAUGGGACACAUGCACCCACUACAAUCGGCGGCAGCCGCCGCAGCUGCUGUUGCAGCAACAGUUGCGAACAAUGGUGUAGGAAGCACAAGCAACUCUGACGGAAUUCCACCAAUCAAUAGAAAUAAUGUUAGUGACAUAGUAAAUACGACAACCCCGAAUAGCAUCUCAAACGAACAUAUAUUAAACCGGAAGAAUCACUACGAAGACGUGGCUUUAAUCAACAAAAGUAAGCCGGAACAGCCGACUUCAACAUCAAGUGGCGUGGCACAAGUCGAAGCGGAUAGUGCGUCAUCAAAUGCGCUCCUACGUCGGCAACAACGUUGCAAAAAUAUCAAGAGUCCACUGAUACCCAGCUCUAAUAAUGUACAGUGUAAUACAACAACGACAACAACACCACACAGCGACUACGAGUGCCCCAUUGUCGAUACAACCGAUAUAAAGGAUGAACCUGGCGAUUUUAUUGAAACCAAUUGUCAUUGGCGUGAUUGCGGUAUAGAGUUCGUCACCCAGGAAGAGUUAGUGAAACACAUUAACAAUGAUCAUGUACAGACCAACAAAAAAGCAUUCGUAUGCCGUUGGAUUGAAUGUUCGCGGGGCGAAAAGCCUUUCAAGGCGCAAUAUAUGCUAGUAGUGCAUAUGCGAAGACAUACUGGAGAAAAGCCGCAUAAAUGCACGUUCGAAGGUUGCUGCAAGGCAUACUCCCGUCUUGAGAAUCUCAAAACCCAUCUACGUUCGCAUACAGGUGAGAAGCCUUAUACCUGUGAGUAUCCUGGUUGCAGUAAGGCCUUUAGCAAUGCAAGUGAUCGCGCUAAGCAUCAAAAUCGCACUCACAGCAAUGAGAAACCAUAUAUAUGUAAAGCGCCAGGAUGUACCAAACGCUAUACCGAUCCUAGUUCUUUACGUAAACACGUGAAAACAGUACAUGGUGCCGAUUUUUAUGCAAGCAAAAAACACAAGGGCUCUUCUAACGAAGACGAUAACAGUGGCUUGGAUGGCCAUGGUAUUACCAGCAGUGCUCUUGGCUCAAAUGGAUUGAAGUCUUCGUUGCAUAGACAAUUUCAAAGUCAGAAUCAUCCUCAAAUCGAUUCUAGCCCACGCAGCGACGACAUGCACUCGGGCAAAACAAACAGUAUUUCCAGCCCAAGCAUCAAAUCGGAAUCUGAUGCUAAUUCACCGGAGCACAGCCCAAAUGGCACGGAUGGAAAUCAGUUAUUGGUGCAGACAUCACAAUUACGAUCGACCGUUAAUAUGCGUGACAACGUUAAAUCUGCUUCAGGAUCCAGCUAUGCAGCUGACGAAUUUCAAUUAAGCUCUGUGACACCACUUGAUGAGGGUUGGGACUAUGAUGAAGAUUUGGAAGUUGAAGAGUUGCCAUAUGUUUUGCGCGCUAUGGUAAGCAUCGGUGGAGAGGUGAACGCCGGAAAUGGUAGUUGCGGAAAUAUAAGUAGUGGAAUGGGAGGCGGAGGUGGUGCAAGCGGUGUACUUGGUGGAACAUUGUCGCGACAACGUCUUCGGAGUCGAUUACAGGCAAAAGGUAUUAAUUUGGGUUCGGUGAUGUUAUCGAACAUUCCUGAAACACGUCGAAAUGUUGGCAUAGGAAUUGGCGAACUAAAUCAAAGAAUAAAUAAUUUGAAAAUGGAGCCAACAAAUUCUCCAAUGUCGCCACCGAGCACAGAUUACAUGUCCAAAAUAGGAGGAAGUCAUACGACAGAACUUCAGACCCGUUUGCAACAACAACAAUUUUUAAGACGUGAUAGUCAAAAUUCAAACGCUAGCACGUACUAUUGCAGUAUGCAAAGUAGGCGCAGUAGCCAAUCUUCUCAGGUGUCUUCCAUAUCUACCAUGAGACCAACGUAUAACGCAGGGUCGCUCUAUGACCCUAUUUCACCGGGCUGUUCACGGCGUUCAAGCCAACUUUCGAAUGUGACUUCUAGUAUUUUGGGCGGUUGCAGUAGCAAUUACAAUGGUAAUAAUAACUCGAAUACCAACUCUAACAGCAAUAUUAGUAAUACUCUCUCCAAUGACAAUGGCACUGCUAAGAAUUUGAUGUCAAGCAAUUCAACGUGCGUUGCUGAUAAUACCCUGUGCAAUAGUAUGAUGAAAUUGAACGGAAGCAAUGGAAACAAUAACAGUUUGCCACCACCACCAUCCUCGCAUUUGAUAUCGUCACGUUUGCAGCGUCUUCACAGCACAAAUUAUCAACACAAAAAUCCACCCCGCGACCGUGGUCGCAAUUCCAUACCAAACAUUUCAUUUCCACAUCUCAUUGAAGAAAAUGAUAUUUCCAAUUCAUGUUCAACAAUGAAAUCUUCACAAGGACACUCAAGGCGCCGUCAAUCUGAGCCUAUACGCACAGAAAACAAUCGGUGUUCGACCCCACCACAGUCAUACAUUCCAGUUGUUCCAUUUGAAAUGUCUAUCAGAAGUUGCGCAACUAAUGGUAUAGAAAUAGAAGAUGGCCAAGAUAAAUUGAAAGCAACAAAUUGCGUUGGAGAGCAACCUAUAGCUUCAUCUCGGGAACAUCAUCCGAAUGAAAGAGUAAAUCUAGAUGAAGUUGAAGAAGAUGAGCUUAUAGAAAACAAAUUGGUAUUACCAGAUGAAAUGCUCAUAUAUCUCAAUCAAGUAGCCGAUAAACCAUACCCAACGCAACAACAGGAGCCAGCAAACCAACAGCCAUUACAAACGAAACCGAAAGAAAUCGCAAAUCCAUUAAACGUUGAUAGUACGUUAAAGCAAACACAUGCGCUCCCAUUAGUAGAAAGUGAUGUUGCGAAAGCAGCGUGCCCAUUAUCUUCUCCCAAAAUGUUCCCCAACAGCCCAGCUUUAUCAUGCAUGUCACAAAACCAAACAGCAAUGUGUCGCAUGAUGUCUCCCUCAUCCGGCUAUUGUGUGGCGACCACGGGAAGUGCACACCCAAAUCCCAAUUAUGAAAUGCGUAGUGCUCAAGCUCAGAAUCCAGCAUUCAACUACUACCGUGCCAACUCACAAUUAAUAGAGCCACAAGAUAUGGAAUAUAGCUCUUCUUAUAAUAACUCUGCGAAUGACACUACGAACUUAGCCGGUCCGUUUCAUCAGCAUCAACAGCCGCAACAACAAUGUGAACAUCAUCAUUUGUCGAUUAACUACUUCUGUAUGGAGAAUUUGAAUAAUCAUGCUCGAGUACUGAAUUCAAAUUUACCACAACAGUAUGAGCACCAACAACAUGCGCAAUUCCUUCAACACCAACAGCAACCACAACCACAGCAAGAAAAUGUAGCUAUUUGCGUCGAUUCUUCAAUGACCAGUUUACCGGAAGCGAAAGCCGAUGAUAUUCCAAAAGCCUGCACUGAGCAGCCCACAACACUUGGCACUGCACCAGUCAUUAAUAACCUAUUUUACCGAGUACAUGAUACUGACAACCCUCUACAACCAAUGCAGCAGCAAGUUCCAGAAACAGCUUUACCCGCAUUGAGUGAGCCAGUCAACAAAUUACCUGUUGUCGAAAUACAGUGUGGCGAUAUCAGUCAAUCCCAAAUGUCACCUAUAUUGGAAACACGCCAGCCAAAUCCAUCAACUAAAGUUAUAAUGCCAGGAAAUACUACAACACAAGCGGCUGUGACCACCACAACUAUGACCAUGCAGUCCAUAUCAGCCAAUCAAACUCAAGCAGGCCCAGCAGUCGGACAUUUCGUAAACAACUUUCCAACCACAACAACAGCAAUCACAACAGUUGCGGCAACAACUACUGAAUUGCGUGGUAAUAGUAGAAAUACUGAGCAAAAUGUGCCCUAUAUCCCAAAUGGUGCAUCGAUCACCAAUGGCGGCAUGCGUCUGGAUACAUACCAACGCACACUUGAAUAUGUGCAGAAUUGCCAAAACUGGUUAGAGACUAACAAUUUCGCCACAAAUAGCAAUCAAGACAAAGAAAGAACUGAUUACGAUCAAAAUGCACAGCAAGCUGUUAGCAGUUCAACACAUCCCAGCAACAAUAUGAUCAUCAACGACAUGACCACAUCGUUGAGCUCGCUACUAGAAGAGAACAGAUAUUUUCAACUAUUGCAAUGAGUAUGAAACUAGAAAUCUAUUGUAAGAAAGAAAAGUAUAUUAUUUGAAUACUUGUUUUAUGCUAAGGUAUAUGAUAUGAGUUUGUUUAGAAUGGGAAAGCCACAAACCUACGGGUUAACAAUGUGCCUUCUCUAUUAGUGCAUAAUACAUGUGGGAAGAAUUUACUCUUUGUUCUUCGCUCUCUUUAUAUAAUUAAUAAUGUCAACCGGUUGUAUAAAUAUACUCUGCGGUUGUAGGAACAUAAUACAAAUACGCUAGAACUGCUUACUGCAAUAGUUUAAGUCAAUUUCGGAUCGUAUUUAAGCAAUACAGUGCCCGCGUUUAACAUAGUAACAGUGUGACAAAUUAAACUGCAAGUUUAGCAUUUUACAUUUGUAUAUACAUAUGUACUAUUUGACUAUUUAUAUUUAACAGUAGAUCUUCCAACAUCUUCCAUCUUUAUAUCAGAGUUAUCAUUCUAGUUAUAAUAAAUAUUUCUGGAAAAUAACAAAUAUUUUUUUUCAUGAAGUGAUACACAUACAUACAUAUAUAUUUCGAAGGGUGCAAACAAUGAAAGCAUUCAAACAUGUAUUCAGAAAUUAUUUGCCAGCGAUAUUGAGCUCAAAAAAUGUUUGAAUUUUUGAAUGAGUUUUUAUAAAUUAGGUUGCUUUUUAUUCGCGCAAUAUCUUGUACAACUUUUAUACCGAACGGUUGCUCAUAAAGUCAUUAAAAUGGUCGGUUAACGGAUUGAAUUAUAUGUAGACAUAACAGGAAGUACGUACUUGAGCUUGAGCUUGAGUUUGAGUCUCAUAUAUGUUUAACAAUACCGCAUAUAAUUGAUAAUAAUUGAUUGAUCCAGCAUGUUGACUUCAUUAUAUCAUCUUAUCGUAAACAUAAGUACUGAGCAAAAACUGCUCUAAGGAUGGAUGGAGUCAAUCUCCAACUUCUCUAUCUCACGUUAUAAAAAUGUAUUUGUCGUAUGAUGCCCUUUGAAGUGGUUAUCACGAAUAUUAUGUUAGUUAUAUAUAUAUACACAAAAUUUCUUGCUUAAGCACGAAUCUGUCAAACGUGCUGAGAUUUCCUCUCCUGGGUUUCAACUGUCCGAAUAUGUAGACAUGCAUAGAUUGAUCUGACAAACCCAUAGAUAAUAUUAUUGUGGUAUUAAAAGUACAAAAGAACUACAACAAGUGCCACCGAAUCAAAUACAAAAUAUAAUUAGAAACACUUUUAUAAAUUGACGCACAUAUACAUAUAUACACAAAUUAAUACAACUGUUUAAGAUAUGCAAAUCCGUUGUUAGUAAGUACAAUUUAGAAACGCAGAUUCAAGCGCAUCUAUAUACUUGUAUUUCAUGUACACAUACAAAUAUAUAAAGAUGCGCUUCACAGUGCAUUAUACUAGAUAUGUAUAUGUACAUACAUGUAUUUAUUGCUACACUUAUGUAUUUAUGAAGAAAAAAACAAAAACAAAUAGGAAUCUUUCCCAGCAAAAAUACCAAACAAGCAUACUGAUAUCUCAAUUAUAUGUACACAUAUUAAAUGCCAUUCGCAUAUAACAUAUAUUAACAUAUGUAUAUGUAACUACAUACAUACA